Messenger RNA from Halteromyces radiatus, 470 nucleotides. RefSeq lists its product as uncharacterized. Lineage: Eukaryota; Fungi; Mucoromycota; Mucoromycetes; Mucorales; Cunninghamellaceae. The transcript is spliced from 2 exons. The record is from RefSeq and is a predicted model, not a curated record. Bases 75 to 416 code for a protein of 113 amino acids.
UUUUUUUUUUGGUUGACUAAAUAUACUUUUAUUAUUCUUAUCUUCAUUAUAUUCCCAUUAUACUCUAAUAGCACAUGGAUGGAAAAAUAGAAGAACGGCGGGAAAAUGGCAAAGUUAGACGUAAAGGUGAAUUUGUAUUGAUUCAAGAUAACAAAGCAACUACUAUCCGGUUCAAAUUGGAAGUCUACCAAUUACCAGAAGUGGCAAUGCAUGUUGACAGCGAAGGACGAGGACGACAUACUUUUCGACUCCAUUUUAUUCAACAACAAGGUGAUGGUAUGGCACUUAUGAUGGGUGUACAAUGGAUAGAACAAACACUUCAAACCAAUCCUUGUUACGAACAACCUCCAAAACAACAACAAUCACAACAUUCUAAUACUUCCUCCUUAGGAAUAUCUUGGAAACCUUUAGCAUAGACUUUUUUAUUUGAAAUCGAAUAAAACUUUCAUGUUCCGAAACCUUUUUUUCUA